GCAAAGACGAACGCCCAACAACUAAAUAAGCUGUCCACAUGGAAAAGUUGAUGAACCGUGAUGGGGUUGAGUUUUUGAUUUGUUAAUUUAUCAAAUCUUUGCAUUUUCUAUUUAAGUAUUGCGGUUGAAUCACUUUCUGACUCUGUCUUUUCUUUGCGGGAAAUGACGGAGAAUAAUUCAAUGCUUUUCAUAAUUUGGCUCAGCUUCUUGCUCCAACUUUAAUCCAAAAGCUCUGUAGCAGUCCAUCUUUCCAUCUUCUUACUUCUUUACAACUUGUACAACAAUUUUAUAUAAUUUAAUAUCAUACGUACACGUUAUAUAUAUAUAUAUAUAUAUUUUAUAUAAUAAAUAUAUAUAUAUAUAUAUAUAUAUAUAUAUAUAUAACAUCUUCUUCCUCAGAGAAAACGGAGCCAGAAAGACCAUACACCAUUUUCACAUAGAGAUGGAGAAAGCAUUGAAUAGACAGAGAGUUCUGCUUCAACACUUGAAACCCAUUUCUUCUUCUCAAACCUAUGAAUCUGCUACUCUCUCUGCUUCGACAUGUGCAGCUGGUGACCUUGCUGCAUACCAUCGUACAGCUGCUUCUGGAGACGACGUUGUGAUUGUCGCGGCAUGCCGAACCGCCAUUUGCAAAUCCAAGAGAGGAGGUUUUAAAGAUACUCCGCCUGAUGAUUUGUUAGCACCUGUUUUAAAGGCAGUGAUAAAGAAAACAAAUUUGGACCCAAGUGAAGUAGGCGAUAUAGUUGUUGGUACAGUUUUGGCUCCUGGCUCUCUAAGAGCAAUAGAGUGCAGGAUGGCUGCAAUUUAUGCUGGUUUCCCUGAUACGGUACCCAUCAGAACUGUCAACCGGCAAUGCUCAUCUGGCCUUCAGGCAGUGGCUGAUGUUGCUGCUUAUAUAAAAGCAGGAUUUUAUGAAAUUGGUAUUGGAGCCGGAUUGGAGUGCAUGUCAAUUGACAAAAUGGGCACUGUAACCCCAGCUAGCCAAAAAAUAGACAUCUUUGAACAAGCCCGCGAUUGUCUUCUUCCAAUGGGAAUGACUUCUGAAAAUGUUGCAGAGCGUUAUGGUGUGACAAGGCAGGAGCAAGACCAAGCUGCUGUUGAAUCUCAUAGGCGUGCUGCUGCAGCAAGGGCGUCUGGUAAAUUCAAGGAUGAGAUUAUCCCUGUCUCUACUAAGAUUGUGGACCCAAAAACUGGAGAGGUGAAGCCUAUUAUCGUUUUGGAGGAUGAUGGAAUCCGGCCAAGCACAAACUUGGCUGAUUUGGGAAAACUGAAGCCUGCAUUCAAAAAGGGUGGAUCUACAACCGCAGGGAAUGCUAGCCAGGUGAGUGAUGGUGCUGGUGCAGUCCUUGUCAUGAAAAGAAGUCUGGCUUUGCAGAAGGGACUUCCUAUUCUUGGUGUGCUCAGGAGUUUCUGUGCUGUUGGGGUGGAUCCUGCUGUCAUGGGCAUAGGUCCAGCUGUUGCAAUUCCUGCUGCAGUAAAGUCUGCUGGUCUUGAGCUCGACGAUAUUGAUUUAUUUGAGAUUAAUGAGGCAUUUGCAUCUCAAUAUGUAUACUGCUGUAAGAAACUGGCGCUUGAUACUGAGAAAGUCAAUGUCAAUGGAGGUGCCAUGGCUCUUGGCCAUCCUUUAGGUGCUACAGGUGCUCGAUGUGUUUCGACCCUAUUGAAUGAGAUGAAGCGCCGAGGCAAGGAUUGUCGAUUCGGUGUGAUCUCCAUGUGCAUAGGUUCUGGCAUGGGUGCUGCGGCUGUUUUUGAAAGAGGGGACUAUGUUGAUGAGCUUUGCAAUGCUAAGACCACCAAUACCACCAAGCUUUUGUCCAAGGAUGCUCUUUAGACUGAUUGAUGUUGCAUUUUUUUUUUUUGUAUUUUAUGCCCUCUUCUUUGUAACAAUGCCAUAUGUUCCUCAAAAUAAUUAUUAAUAAGGCUUUGAGGUUGCAUCUGGUGUUUGCAAUCUAAAAACAAAUUUCAUAAUUUCCAAUAGAAAUUAUGUUUUAAUUAUUUAUUCAA
Ziziphus jujuba (common jujube) is the source of this 2004-nucleotide messenger RNA. RefSeq names its product 3-ketoacyl CoA thiolase 1, peroxisomal. Gene Ontology annotation, biological process: phenylacetate catabolic process; fatty acid beta-oxidation. The transcript is spliced from 14 exons. Gene Ontology annotation, cellular component: peroxisome. NCBI's taxonomy places the organism in Eukaryota, Viridiplantae, Streptophyta, Magnoliopsida, Rosales, Rhamnaceae. The coding region runs from base 443 to 1831 and encodes 462 amino acids. Gene Ontology annotation, molecular function: acetyl-CoA C-acyltransferase activity. The record is from RefSeq and is a predicted model, not a curated record.